UUCUGAAUAGGCAGCAGUUCACCUCGUGAUCUGCUUCACUCCGCUUUUUAUUCCUCUCUCCGUGUCACCGGCUGAAAGUUUUAAUAAGUGAUCAUUAUGAACACUUUGUUUUUGUUUGCUUUACUGUCAGCAGCUUCAGCUUUUCAUGUGAUUGAAGACGAGUUUCACUUCAAAUCAUGGAUGGUGCAGCACAACAAAGUGUACGACAUGAAGGAGUACUAUGAGAGACUCCAGAUAUUCACUGACAACAAAAGGAGGGUUGACAAACACAAUGAAGGAAAUCACUCUUUCACAAUGAGGCUGAACCAGUUUUCAGACAUGACAUUUGGUGAAUUUCGAAAGACUUUCCUCUGGUCUGAGCCACAGAACUGCUCCGCUACCAGGGGGAACUUCCUCAGCAGCAACGGACCACAUCCAGACUCCAUCGACUGGAGAAAGAAAGGAAAUUAUGUGACAACUGUAAAGAAUCAGGGAGGAUGUGGCAGUUGCUGGACUUUCUCCACAACCGGCUGUUUGGAGUCUGUAAUCGCUAUCAAAACUGGGAAGCUCGUACCACUGUCAGAACAACAGAUGGUAGACUGCGCCCAGAACUUCAACAACCAUGGAUGUAAUGGCGGCCUCCCAAGUCAAGCAUUUGAAUACAUCAUGUACAACAAGGGACUGAUGACAGAAGAGGACUACCCAUACACAGCUUUUGAGGGUGACUGUGUGUACAAACCAGAGCAGGCAGCAGCUUUUGUGAAGGAUGUGGUGAACAUAACAGCAUACGAUGAGAUGGGGAUGGUCGAUGCAGUCGGCACACGCAAUCCUGUCAGCUUUGCAUUUGAGGUGACCUCUGACUUCAUGCAUUACUACCAGGGCGUGUAUACCAGCACUGAAUGCCAUAAAACCACAGACAAGGUGAACCAUGCUGUGUUAGCUGUCGGGUAUGGAAAGGAAAAUGGCUCCCCUUACUGGAUAGUGAAGAACUCAUGGGGACCCACCUGGGGGAUUGACGGAUACUUCCUCAUUGAACGUGGGAGUAACAUGUGUGGACUCGCUGCCUGCUCAUCUUUCCCAGAGGUGUGAUUUCUGCGUGAUAGCAAACUACAAAAGGGCUGAAAAGGGAGCCAAAAAGUGAUUUUUUUAUAUAAUCAAUCAAUCAAACUCUAUGUACAGUGGGUUUUUGCAAAAUGGAGUAAGCACUAAUAUGACAGAUCAUAGUCAUAUCCAGAUUAAUCAAUAAAUCUGAAAUGAUCACUUAGGUGCCAGUAAUUAAAUGUAUUCAAUGUAGUUUGUUUGUUUGUAUUCGCAAAUAAAAUCUAUUAAAUCUG
Morone saxatilis (striped sea-bass) is the source of this 1313-nucleotide messenger RNA. It is a transcript of the gene ctsh, whose product is annotated as cathepsin H. Gene Ontology annotation, cellular component: lysosome. The record is from RefSeq and is a predicted model, not a curated record. Lineage: Eukaryota; Metazoa; Chordata; Actinopteri; Moronidae. Gene Ontology annotation, molecular function: cysteine-type endopeptidase activity. Gene Ontology annotation, biological process: immune response. The transcript has 12 exons. The coding region runs from base 97 to 1068 and encodes 323 amino acids.